This is a messenger RNA of Austrofundulus limnaeus, 2090 nucleotides long. RefSeq names its product AUP1 lipid droplet regulating VLDL assembly factor (gene aup1). Gene Ontology annotation, cellular component: endoplasmic reticulum membrane. Gene Ontology annotation, molecular function: acyltransferase activity; ubiquitin binding. The transcript is spliced from 12 exons. Lineage: Eukaryota; Metazoa; Chordata; Actinopteri; Cyprinodontiformes; Rivulidae. The record is from RefSeq and is a predicted model, not a curated record. Gene Ontology annotation, biological process: ERAD pathway. Bases 215 to 1456 code for a protein of 413 amino acids.
UAACCGCUUACAGCUAAGCUAAUCUUUUAACAUUGCUGUCAUAUGGUUCUUAAAAUAUUUCCCCAUUUCGCCAGUUUAUCGGGUAAACAGUAAUCCCAAUUGGUUACCAGUUUACCCAGUGCGUGUUCAAAGUGUCGUCGUGAACGUUAUGACUUAUCUAUUUUUAGAGCUCAGGCUGCAUUCUUAGCAUUAGCUUCUGUCGAAACAAGCAGACAUGGAGACUCGGGGGAUUGAAGACAUGUUUGACUUUCGUCGGUUUCCCAAAGAUCCCGUGGUUCUCCUGCUUCUGCUGAUUUAUUUUCCUGUUGGCAUUUGUUUGAUGCUCAUAAGGAUUUUUAUUGGUGUUCAUGUUUUCCUGGUCAGCUGUGCACUUCCAGAGAGUUUUAUUCGAAGAUUUAUUGUAAGGAUUAUGUGUGCAGUCCUGGGGAUGCAUGUGAGACAGAAAAAUCCUCGCUCCAGAGAUAAAAACAACAAGCUGUUCAUUUGCAAUCACAUAACAGAGUUUGAUCAUAACAUCAUCAACCUCCUGACUCCCUGCAGCACCCCCCAGUUAGAGGGCUCAAUAGGCUUUGUGUGUUGGGCCAGAGGCUUCAUGGAAAUCCAUUCAACAUCAACGCUAGAAGCAGUAGGAGAGUCUCUUCAGAGGUACUGCUCUGCUGAGGGCACUCCACCGUUGCUCUUGUUUCCUGAAGAGGAUACCACAAAUGGCCGUGCUGGUCUGCUCAAGUUCAGUUCCUGGCCUUUCUCUUUGACUGAAACUAUCCAGCCUGUGGCCUUACGAGUGACCAGACCAUUGGUGUCCUUGAGCACACUGGGGUCCAGCUGGCUAACAGAGCUCUUAUGGACAUUUUUUACUCCCUGUACAGUGUAUUAUGUAAGUUGGCUGCCACCAGUUUCCAGACAAGAUGGUGAGUCCACACAGGAGUUUGCCAACAAAGUCCAGGAGCUGCUUGCUGGUGAACUUGGCCUCGUCUCCACUAAGAUUACAAAAGCUGAUAAAGUGGAGCACAUUAAAAGGAAAAGACACUCUGUGCCACAGACCGCUACAGGUGCCACGCCUGGUUCGAUUGGGCUCGGCUUCAUGGCUCAGAGUUUGGGCACAGAUGACCGUCGGAUUGCUAAAAUGGCCCAGCAGGUGAAGGACGUGCUGCCACACGUCCCACUCAGUGUCAUUACAAAGGAUUUGGCAAAAACCAACUGUGUUGACACGACCAUAACAAAUCUGCUAGAGAACAAGGAAGACGCUGCAGUGGAAGCUAGUGGGAUCUCAACAUUUGGAGCCUCUAAGAUGGGCUUUUCUUCUGCUUCUUCAACCAUAAAGCCUGCUGCCAAAUCGUUUGGAAAAUCACCAACGGACAGACAUUUGUCUCUCCAGCAAAGAAAAGAAGCGCUGUAUAAUUUUGCACGAAGACGUUACAUUGAAAAGCACAGACUGGAUCUGGAUGACAGUCAUUGAAUCAACCUUUGGUCAAGUCAUUGUUAGAAGCUGGUCAGAAAGAAGCAUACUGAACAUGUACCGCUUUCUGCUCUGAAUGAUUUUUUUAUUUUAUUUUAGUUUUUCUAUCGAAUGGUUCUGUUUGAAAAAAAAAACCAGAUGUUAUUUGCAAAUGUUAGCAACAAGUAUUCAGAACAUGUAUCCGUUCAUGGAAUGGUGUUAUGCAUGUGUUCAAAUUUUCUUUCUGACUGAUACAUAAUUUUGAUAACAGUUUGUAUAACAAUCCACUGACUGUAAAUCAUCUAUUUAUUUUUAUAAUGUUCAGAAUUGUUGAUGAAAAUAAAUUUCAGCUUGACCUUGCUUUGAAGAAUUUAUUUCAAGCAGGAUGUUUAAAGGAGUCUGCUGUAGUAGUUCAGAUGUACCAGGUACCAAACCUAAAAGCUAGUUUUAUACAGGUUUGGGCAAAUCUACUUUGUGUACAAGUUAUAUAAAUGCAGUUUCAGCCCAGUGUCUGUGCCAGUGUUUCUGUCUCACAAUUGAAGUCUGACAACAUUAGGCUGCAGAAACCACAGAAGAAACGCUCAGAAUCAUGUAUGUUGUAGGAGCUGUAAUCACAAGCAAUUUGUCAAUAAAACCACAUUUACUAGCUAUUAAA